AUGUCAAAAAUCCCUGCUCCAGAAAACCCUGUCCCACAUGCAGAUUUGGCUGAUGUGGACUAUGUGGACGAUAAGCUGGGCAGCGACGCCUCUCAGGCUGAUGUAGCUCUCCCUCAAGGACGCAAGAAACAUGUGUUCAUCUCAUCCAUUAACAAGGAUGAACCUAUCGUAACAAGGAGGGAACUUUGGAGCUACUACCUGUAUUACAAUGGCGAUAACGGCGUCGGUCCUCUCAACUACCUCAUGACCCUCUUCCAAUCUCUCGCGACUUCUGCAGGGUACGACCCUAUCGCAGGACCCGGCUCAUCCUGCACUGCUGCUACUUCUUCUGGCCAGUGCGUCCUCCCAUGGGGAAGCGGCACCAAGGCAGUCUCGAGCGUCGUCCUCGUCGCAAAUGGGGUCAGCUUCGCCGCCAUGACCGCCAUCUUCACCACCAUCGGCUCUGCAGCAGACUACGGCACGUUCGGGCGGUGGCUCCUGUUUGUCGUCACUGUUAUCUGUUGGGCGAGUCAAUUUGCUAGUAUGAGUCUUACGACUCCUGAACGGUGGCCAGCGGCGAUGGCGCUGUUUAUGAUUGGAUUCAUCACCUACGGUGCAACCCUCGUAUUCUACGCAGCCUUAUUUCCCCGUCUCGCCAGAAACACUCCCCACGCUCGCAAGCUCAGAGAUGAAUACGAGAAUGGAGAGAUAUCACCAGAGGUAUAUGAGGUCGAAGAGAGUCUCGAGAAAAACAGGAUCAGUAACAUCAGUACCAUGCACAGUAACAUCGGUUACAUCUUCACCCUCGCGCUCAAUCUCUCACUCCUCCUCCCUCUCGCUAACAACCCGCUUGUGGAUAACUACACACUGGUCCUUACCAACGCGUACUGGGUGGUACUGGGUAUAUGGUGGUUUAUAUUCCAACAGCCCCGGCCUGGCCCCCCUCUACCAAAGGGAGAACACUAUAUCACAAUAGGCUGGAAACAGAUAUGGGCAGCCCUGAAGACUUACAAACAGCUUCCAUACACUUUCAUCUACCUCUUUUCAUUCUUCCUCCUCGCUGAUGGACUAAACACCACUGGAACUCUGAUCUCAAUCUGUCAAAACGACAAAUUCCAGUUCUCAUUCCUGCAGAACACAUACCUCGGCCUCGCCCAAGCCGUCACAUCCACCAUGAGCACGCUUGGGUUUUGGUAUAUCCAGAAAUGGUGGAAGAUCAGUACUAAGAAGAUGUUUGUCGUCACUAACGUUGUAACGAUCCUCAUACCGCUCUGGGGAAUGAUCGGGAUCUGGACGACCAAGUUCGGUUUCCACAACGUAUGGGAGUUCUGGGCCUACAACGUCGUCUUUGGCAUCUUCCAAGCGCCAUAUUAUGCGUUCUCACAGACCAUGAUGGCAGAGCUCAGUCCACCUGGGUUUGAUAACAUGUUCUUCGGCCUCUUCGGCCUCUCCAACCGCGCAUCCUCCAUGGUCGGACCCAACGUCAUCCAAGCCAUCAUCAACAACACAGGCGACAAUUGGAAAGGCUUUCCCUUCCUCUUCGCGCUCUGCACGGCGGCGUCGAUCGUGAUCUGGUUUGGAGUGGACGUGACGAAGGGCAGGAGGGAUGCUGUAAGGUGGGCGGCGGGGGUGAGGAGCGAGGCGGAGGCGCAGGAGAAUAAGGGUGCUAGUGGGAAGAGUACUGGAGUGAGUGAGCUGGUGAGUUCUGGGUAG
This is a messenger RNA of Serpula lacrymans var. lacrymans S7.9, 1692 nucleotides long. RefSeq lists its product as uncharacterized. The record is from RefSeq and is a predicted model, not a curated record. The transcript has 12 exons. Gene Ontology annotation, biological process: amino acid transmembrane export from vacuole. NCBI's taxonomy places the organism in Eukaryota, Fungi, Basidiomycota, Agaricomycetes, Boletales, Serpulaceae. Bases 1 to 1692 code for a protein of 563 amino acids.